GUCGCCUCGCCGACAACCAGUCUGGCGGAGCGCCCAUCCUUACAGAAAAUGGCCAAGGCCGGCACAGAGAGCGGGGUGCCCCCUCCCUCUACGAGCUCGAAGCGCGAUUACAAGGGAUUUGUUGCGGGCGUGUUCUCCGGGAUUGCAAAGUUAACAGUUGGACAUCCGUUCGACACGGUCAAAGUACGCCUACAAACCAGCCAUGAUUCACACUUCCGCGGUCCGGUCGACUGCGUACUACAGACGGUGCGCAAGGAAGGAGUAAGCGGGUUAUACAAAGGAGCCACGCCGCCGCUGGUCGGAUGGAUGGUGAUGGAUUCGGUUAUGCUGGGGUCGUUGACAUUAUACCGCCGCCUACUACUCGAGAAUGUCUUCUCGAAGCCGCACAUACGCGCGAUGACACCGUUCAGCGGUCGUCAGACCGAUUCCACCACCCUCCCAAGUUUCGGGCACGGAAUCGCGGGCAUCAUGGCGGGGACGACGGUCAGCUUCAUCGCCGCGCCGGUGGAACACGUCAAAGCGCGACUGCAGAUUCAGUAUUCGGCGGACAAGACGAAGCGCAUGUACUCGGGCCCGAUUGACUGCGUGCGGAAAUUGCUUCGAACGCAUGGAAUCUCGGGACUUUAUCGCGGACUCUGCGCCACGAUCGUGUUCCGGUCGUUCUUUUUCUUCUGGUGGGGUUCUUACGAUGUUCUGACGCGGAUGUUGAAAGAGAAGACUAGUCUGUCGGCGCCCGCGAUCAAUUUCUGGGCGGGUGGAAUCUCGGCGCAGAUUUUCUGGCUUACUUCGUAUCCGUCGGACGUGGUUAAGCAACGGCUCAUGACGGACCCGAUGGGCGGGACCCUGGGGGACGGGGAGCGAAAGUUCCGGCGGUGGAAAGAUGCGGCGGUCGCGGUGUAUCGCGAGCGAGGAUUGAAAGGAUACUGGAGGGGAUUUGUACCGUGUUUCUUGCGAGCAUUCCCGGCGAAUGCCAUGGCUCUGGUUGCAUUCGAGGGGGUGAUGCGGUCGCUGCCUUGAAUGGGUACACGUACACUGUACUAUAAAUGCGCUUGAACGACACUUGACUAGACUAGACUAGAGACAUCUAGAAUAACUCGAAUAGAACCAUG
Molecule: messenger RNA, 1109 nt
Organism: Aspergillus aculeatus ATCC 16872
Lineage: Eukaryota; Fungi; Ascomycota; Eurotiomycetes; Eurotiales; Aspergillaceae
Product: putative mitochondrial carrier protein
Exons: 5
Coding region: 49-1017 (322 amino acids)
Biological process (GO): transmembrane transport
Molecular function (GO): transmembrane transporter activity
Source: RefSeq, a predicted model, not a curated record